GGAAGAAGUAGGGCGUCACUUUCUCGGAAUAAACCACUUGGCACAAAAAAAGCCCUAGCCCCCUUCAUUGGAACAUUAUGACAAGAAUCUUUCUGACAGGCGCCACUGGCUAUAUUGGCGGCGAUGCGCUGCAGGUGGUGGCGGAGAAGCAUCCCGAGUACCGCAUCACUGCACUUGUCCGGUCAAAUGAGAAGGGUCAAUUGGUUAAGAACCGCUUCCCAUCAAUUGAUCUUGUGUAUGGCGACCUGGAUGAUUUCGAUUUGCUCGCCGAUCAAGCUAGCUGCGAGCAUGAAGGAGCUGCACACGCCAUUGCGGAGGGCCUUUCUCGCAAACCAGCUGAGGCUCUAGGGUUUGUGAUCCACCUGUCCGGGUCUGAUCUUGUCUGUGCGUCCGACAUCAGCGCAGGGACUCACGGUGAAGAGCGGGAUGAGAUCUUCGACGACUGGGAUGGCCUUGAUAAAGUGCUCACACCAACGGAAAAUGCGCCCCACCAGCAAGUUGAGCUCACCAUUGUUGAAGCUGGCAAGAAAGGCGCGAAAACCGCCAUCGUUUGCCCAACGGCCAUCUUUGGCCCGGGACGAGGCCCUGGCAAUACGAGAAGUAUUCAGGUACCUGAAUUGGCAUCUCACAUUUUACAGAGAGGCUCUGCCUUUUCUGUUGGAGAAGGGAAGAACAUUUGGAGCACACUCCAUAUCCAUGAUGUAUCAAACCUGUUCUUGUUGCUCGUUGAGGCUGGCGCUCAAGGAGGCGGUCAGGCUGCUUGGGUCGCUUUGGAACAGGCGCUUCUAAAAUCUACCGAGUUAGAACACGUGAAUCCAGAUGAGGCAGAUAAGAUAUGGCCUAAUGCGACCGCGUAUUUGGGGACAAACUCUCGCGUCAGGGCACUUCGAGCGCGAAAGUUGUUGGGUUGGAACCCAGUGGGCGGCGAUAUCCUUGAAGACAUUCCAGCGGUUAUUGCCUCAGAAGCUAAGGCACUGAACUUAACCAAGUAG
Messenger RNA from Ilyonectria robusta, 992 nucleotides. RefSeq lists its product as uncharacterized. Lineage: Eukaryota; Fungi; Ascomycota; Sordariomycetes; Hypocreales; Nectriaceae. The coding region runs from base 78 to 992 and encodes 304 amino acids. The record is from RefSeq and is a predicted model, not a curated record. The transcript has 4 exons.